AUGGCUCUUGUGAUCCUACUCCCAUGCUGUAUGAUCUACGGCAUCGCGAAGAUUAUGCUAUCCACGAUCAUUGUCGGCCAAGCGCAGUACUUUGCAGAAGUUGUGAUACCCCUUGUGAGAUCUACAGUUGUUAAUCUCACUGUUUUAAUGUACUCUGCAAUAACGGCAUUCUCCGCAUUAAUCUCCGAACACGAGCCCCCUGGCCCUCAGCAACCUGCCUUCAACUGCCUAAAACCACCAAAAAUCCUAUAUAACUACUGUAAACGGUGUACUAACGGUUGGACACACUGGUACUUUGCUAGAGACCUAAAGCUAGCCCAUUACAUGAAGAUUCCACCAAAGGUCACUUUUGCCUGCCAGAUUGUAGCUGCAAUUUUGGCUUGCUUUGUUCAGAUAGCCGUUAUGAACCGGACGCUUGGUGUCGCACGUGUCUCACGCGAUACCAUACCCAUGUACUGCACUAUUCACUCAUUAGGACUAGCUCCUUUCUCGUACACUCAUGCAAGACUUGGCAAUAUCCCGGAAGUCUGCGAUCGACUUCAGAAAGGGCAUUUCACUUUUCCUAAUGGGCGAGCGUUCUUUUCCAAUUCUAUUACCUGGGGCGUCAUCGGUCCGCAGAGCAUGUUUGGUCUAGGAUCCACGUAUAGCUCAAUACACUUCUAUUGGUUCAUUAGAGCGAUUCUCCCGGUUACCUUCUACACUCUUAAUCGAUAUGCACCGAGGUCUCCAGCGAGGUAUCUGCAUGCUCCUGUAACGCUAGGCGCAAUGGCCUGGCUCCUGCCUGCUACACCUUUAAGCUUCUCUUCUCGGGCGACCAUCGGUUUCAUAUUUAAUGUUUGGAUCAUGCGGCGGUGGCAUGGUUGGUGGCAUAAUUAUAACUAUCUCACUACGGCUGGACUCGACUCCGGACUCACCAUGUCGACUAUUGUGGUUUUCUUUGCGAUCAGCCUUCCGAAUGUAACGCUUCCGGAGUGGUGGAGAAAUGUUGUACCGUUCGAAAUUAUGGACUAUCUUAACACCGCGAUCCAGAAGACAGCUGCCAAGGGCCAGACCUUCGGACCCAGGGCCUGGUGAUUAAUCGUUUUAAGUGGAACUAAAGAUACCAUGCUCCCUCAGAGUCAGAUCUAGAUGCCGCGGCUAGUUCGAUGAAGUGAGGUGCUGAUUUGCUUGACCGUUCGCGUCAUGCCGAGGAGCGGUAAACGCCUUUUGCCAUCGGAUCCAUGAGUCCAUCAACUUCGCAAACAUUAUCAAUGACCCU
This is a messenger RNA of Lindgomyces ingoldianus, 1258 nucleotides long. RefSeq lists its product as uncharacterized. Gene Ontology annotation, molecular function: oligopeptide transmembrane transporter activity. The record is from RefSeq and is a predicted model, not a curated record. Gene Ontology annotation, biological process: transmembrane transport. Lineage: Eukaryota; Fungi; Ascomycota; Dothideomycetes; Pleosporales; Lindgomycetaceae. The transcript is spliced from 8 exons. The coding region runs from base 1 to 1074 and encodes 357 amino acids.